UUGUAGAAUCAAAUUUUCCUUGCUAAAACGACUGCCAAAACAGAGCAGCUUCUUCUUCUUCUUUGAUCUUUCUUAAUUAGAUGGAUUACUCUGGAUUUUUCUCGCCGGCGUCCGAUUUCUCAUCGGAAUCCUCGUUUGAUUCGCCGGAAUCUUCGUUUAUCAAUUUGGAUCAUGAUUUUCUUCCCUUUAAUGAGAAUGAUUCCGAGGAAAUGCUUCUCUAUGAGCUGAUCUCGGAGGGGAGGCAGGAUUCGUCCGAGAAGGGAAUUGGGGCGGUGCGUGUUAAGGAGGAGGAGGUGGAUUCCGUCGGCGAAGAGAGCCCAAAGAAGGAGAGAUCUUACAGGGGAGUUCGCCGGCGUCCAUGGGGGAAAUUCGCCGCCGAAAUUAGAGAUUCCACCAGACGUGGCAUAAGGGUAUGGUUGGGAACAUUCGACAGUGCGGAAGCCGCCGCUUUGGCCUACGAUCAAGCCGCCUUUGCGAUGAGAGGAGCCACGGCGAUUCUCAAUUUCCCCGUCGACAGAGUUAGGGAAUCUCUUAAGGAAAUGAACUGCGGCGGCGAUGGUUAUGGGCUCGCCGAGGACGGCGGGUCGCCGGUGAUUGCGUUGAAAAGAAAACACUCAGUGAGAAGGAAUGGCAUAAGCAAAAUGAAGAAAGAGAGAGAUGUAAGGAUCCAAAACAUGGUGGUUUUGGAGGAUUUAGGAACAGAGUAUUUGGAAGAGCUUCUGGGGUGUUCUCAAAGUGGCAGCCCUUGUUCUUGCUAAACCCAAAUUAUCAUUCUUAAUUUCUCUCUAAUCCACCAUAAUCUCGUCAGGGGAUCUCUUAAUUAGCUGUUAA
Messenger RNA from Cucurbita moschata (crookneck pumpkin), 831 nucleotides. Its product is annotated as ethylene-responsive transcription factor 1B-like. Gene Ontology annotation, biological process: ethylene-activated signaling pathway; regulation of DNA-templated transcription. The record is from RefSeq and is a predicted model, not a curated record. Bases 81 to 758 code for a protein of 225 amino acids. The transcript has a single exon. Lineage: Eukaryota; Viridiplantae; Streptophyta; Magnoliopsida; Cucurbitales; Cucurbitaceae. Gene Ontology annotation, molecular function: DNA-binding transcription factor activity; DNA binding.